CUGCUGGCCGAACCUGGGGUGCUGCUGCUGCUGCUGCAAGUGCUACACCAGGGUUUUGUUCGCUGCGGCAGGGCACAUGCAACACCGCCAAGUAUUUGCACCUUUUUGCGGCCGUCAACCGUCCUGACGAUGCCUGCUUGCAUUCGGCUGUUGUUCGGCUGCCGUAUAGACGUUGAGACUCGUUGGCAGAUCACGUUGGGUCAUUUUCAAGGGACUGCCCAAGCCAGCCAGCCAGCCAGCCGGCCCACCAUGCCUACCAAUCCCACCACCAAGCAAGCAUAUCCGCAAAUCGGGGACAAGAUCUCUUUCUCUCUCUCUCUCUCUGACCACCUCUUUAGCGCAAGGAGUAUCAUUGCGCCAAUCUUCCACAAAACGUUUAGAGACAGAAACCCCCCCUGUUCCAGGAUACCGUUGAUCCUCGGGCCAAAUCGUCACCACUUAGCGCAGAGAGCAGGCGUCGGUGUGGGUACUACCUAG
Molecule: messenger RNA, 477 nt
Organism: Neurospora tetrasperma FGSC 2508
Lineage: Eukaryota; Fungi; Ascomycota; Sordariomycetes; Sordariales; Sordariaceae
Exons: 2
Source: RefSeq, a predicted model, not a curated record